CUCUCUGUGAAGCAGGGCUGAGCUGUGCUAACACCAAAAUACUGCAGAAGACCAACAAGAGCACACUGGUGUAGCUCUCAGUGUACAGAAUCUGGACAGUGGAUACCUUCUCCUCCCUGAGCUGACGAAUAAGACUUCUUUCUCCUGGACGCUGGACAGUCGAUCUGAACUGAUCCUUAAUUCUACACUUCUCUAUUGGUUUAUUUGAUGUGAGCAGGAUGCUUAUCUCUGUUACUGUGCAACAGAUCAUUUCCACCCUGCUUGUGCUCAGCAGUGCGGCAGUAACGUCUGCAGAGAGUGAGUGUCCAGCUCAAUGCUCCUGUGUCUCCUCACCUCCGCUCUGCCAACUUGGCAUCAGCUUGGUGACAGACCACUGUGGCUGCUGUAAGGUUUGUGCUCGGCAGUUCAAUGAGGACUGCAAUGCCACCGAACCCUGUGAUCACAUCAAGGGGCUACGCUGCCAUCUUGGGGCUGGAGGGGACCCCAAGAGAGGACUGUGUCGAGCUGAGGCCCAGGGUUUGCCCUGCGAGUUCAGUGGGCGUUUGUACCAGCACGGUGAGGACUUUCAGCCCAAUUGUCAGCACCAGUGCACCUGUAUGGAUGGGGUGGUGGGCUGCAUGCCCCUCUGUCCUCAACAAGUGCCUCUACCCACCUGGCGCUGCCCAAGGCCCUGGCUGGUCAGGCUUGAGGGCCGGUGCUGCGAGGAAUGGGUGUGUGACGACCAAAACCACAUCAGUGAGGAGCCAGAAGAGUCGACACACACCUCCCGACGAGACAACCAGCACCUUCCCAACCACAUCAGUGCCUUGCUGCAGACCAGAGGGACCACAUUCAGAGAGAUGGUGUCCUUCCCCAUGUCUGAGGUAUUGAUCAAAUCCACCUGUUUCCCACAAACCACCACAUGGACUGAGUGUUCCACCACAUGUGGGAUGGGCGUUUCUAGCCGUGUGACCAAUGACAACCCAGACUGUCGGAUGCUCAGAGAAACCAGACUGUGUCAGGUCCGACAAUGUGAGCUGCAGCCUCCCGUAGCUAACAAGAAGGGGAAGAGGUGUCAGCGAACUGUGCGCCCGAAGGACCCAAUCAGAAUCACCUUUGCUGGAUGCUCAACAGCACAACAGUACCGCCCUCGCACCUGUGGGACUUGCAUCGAUGGCCGCUGCUGCAUGCCUGCCCUCUCCCGGACGGUGAGCCUUCAUUUCCACUGCCCCGAUGGAGAGGGCUUCUACAGGAACGUCAUGUGGAUACAGCGGUGCAGUUGCAGUACAAGCUGCCAUUCAAACAGCUGGCCCUCUAGCCCUUCAGUCAGUCUGUACAAUGACAUCCACACCUUCAGGCACUGAGGCUGACUCAUCAUGCCCGGCCCUGACCUGGCAAGCUGGAUGAACACUCUGCAUCUCCCUACACCCACUGUCCCCCCUUUAGACAGAGGGUUUACGUGUGUUGCCUCCAACCAGGUGACACACUUGCUUGCACUUUAAGCUUCCUGCCAUGAUGAGAGUUUGACCACACAAGAGUUGUGUUAGCGCUGAUACUGAAGCAACACUGAGGAAAACACACUGCAUUCCUCUGUUAGACUGCUGGCAGAGGGUUUUUAUUUUUUUUAUUUGUAACUUUGUGUAAUCUCCACAGACAACAGCGCAACCAUCUGUCAUAGAGUAAGAAGCUUGUUUAGAGACUGAGACAUAUGUUUUUUUUCCAAUGAGAAGAAGUAAAUGACAUGAGACAUAUUCAUUAGUGACUAUAGGGCUCAUUGUGUCCUGUCCUUUGUCUAACAGUGCUUUCUACACAUGUUGUUUCCCUGUGUGUGUGUGUGUGUGUGUGUUUGUGUGGGUGGGGGUGGGGGGGGGUUAAAGCGUUGUCCUAUUGGUGUGUUUUAAGAAUGAGAUACUUAUACUGCUCAUUAUGCUACACACAGUAUAUAGAUUAAGACAUUUGAUGUACAUAGACUUCACUCUUACUUGUGGAGUGGUAAAUUCUUGGAUCACCUCAUUUUUCGGGGUGUGAUUGUGCUGAUUUUUUGUGUAUUUGUGUGUGUUUGUUCGUGUGUGUCUGUACGUCUGUGUGUCCUUCAGAUUGUACAUGCAAUGCUUUAUUUGAAGAGAAUAUAAUAUGCUAUAUAUUUAGGUAUGCGGAUAUCCAUAAACUCCAGUGAAAACAUAUAAUAAAAACUUAUCAACCUGUUAUGUGUUAUCUUUUGGCUUAAAUGUAAUCUGAUACCCACGCCCAGGUAAAAUGCAUAAAUACAGUAUAUGAGCUUUCCUCACAACUCCUCUGACCUGGUAUGAAUAUUUUUAGAAUGCAAAAGCCAGCAAGGACCUAGAGGAGGAACCAUUGCAUGACGAGUCAUCCUUUUGAAUCCAAUUUGAUGAUUUUCCAUUCCUGUUGGGUUUCUGCUAUUGUGUGGAUUUUAUUAUUCAUUUUUCCUGUUAAAGCUGCUGGGGUCAGGAGGAAAGAAUUCACUGCCGUAGUGUUUCGUGUGAAACUGCACUUUGUGCUCUCAGCUGAACCAGUAUUCUAAUGGGCUCAAGAACACAGACAAAGAUGAGUUUCAGUCUUUCAUUCACAAUCUCUUUUUUGCCUAAGGGCUCCGUGCAUUGUCUUAGCUGUUCUGAGGACUGUGCUCUUAUGGACAGAGAUCUCAGAUGUGGCUCUACUGCAUUUACGUGCCGUUAAGGAAGUUGAAUAUACAUAAAUGUACACAUACGAUUUAAGGUGGGAGCAGCACAGGGGUGUGAUGGUUAGCACUGUUGCCAAGCAGGAAGGUUACAGGUUUAAAUGGUAAUUUGCCAGGGAUUUUUCUGUGUGGACUUUGUAUUUUCUAAAUGUGUCUGAGUGGGUUUUCUAAAUAAAAUAUGUAAAUUGA
Molecule: messenger RNA, 2866 nt
Organism: Platichthys flesus (European flounder)
Lineage: Eukaryota; Metazoa; Chordata; Actinopteri; Pleuronectiformes; Pleuronectidae
Gene: ccn1l2
Product: cellular communication network factor 1, like 2
Exons: 5
Coding region: 219-1343 (374 amino acids)
Biological process (GO): signal transduction
Cellular component (GO): extracellular region
Molecular function (GO): protein binding
Source: RefSeq, a predicted model, not a curated record